Hemicordylus capensis (graceful crag lizard) is the source of this 2233-nucleotide messenger RNA. Its product is annotated as putative DBH-like monooxygenase protein 2. Gene Ontology annotation, cellular component: secretory granule membrane. The coding region runs from base 423 to 1925 and encodes 500 amino acids. Gene Ontology annotation, biological process: octopamine biosynthetic process; norepinephrine biosynthetic process; dopamine catabolic process. Gene Ontology annotation, molecular function: dopamine beta-monooxygenase activity; copper ion binding. NCBI's taxonomy places the organism in Eukaryota, Metazoa, Chordata, Lepidosauria, Squamata, Cordylidae. The transcript has 13 exons. The record is from RefSeq and is a predicted model, not a curated record.
UGGGAAAGGAUAGGAAUAUAAGGUUUUAAAAUCUGUUACGAAUCCCAGUGCUUUACUGCUUCACACAUGCAUGUGCAUCACUUGAUUAUUUUUUCAUUGCUUGGUUGUUCAUCUCAUGAUGAUUGGCAGCUGAAUGGGAGAAUGGAUUCAGUUGAGCAUCACAUCUGAGGUGAUAUGCAAGUUCUAUGCAAGUUCUAACCAGCGGUCCCUCUAAUUUUUUUUCAUCUCGGUGCGGAAUGAGUUUUGUUCUGGGCGGCAGUAUCAAGGCACUGUGUUCCCACAUGCAUUCAGAGUGGGGCCUUCCUGAUUCAACCUGAGUGGCAUCUAAAGUUAACUGAGUGGACAUCAGAAAACUUGACUGGCAUGCUGUGAACGAUGAAACCAUCUUGGAGGACGAAAGUCAAGACUAUGAGUUGCUGUCAAUGACCCAGGAUGAGAUUUCCACCACCAUGAGAUUCAGGCGAUAUUUACGGACAUGUGAUAAAAAUGACCUGGAGAUCACGGGUGACACUCUACGACUGAUUACUGGUUUUGGCACAGAUGAUACAAUUGACUUCUUCAAAGGAACAAUUGCCCACAAGUCUCUCUUUUUGAAGCUGGUAUAUAAUGAAGAUGAAAUGCAUACACCUAGCGUCUAUCAUGUGUAUGAUCUGAAGCUAGAUGAUUUCCCCAUCCCAGAGGAUGAGACCACCUAUGCCUGCACGUUCAUCCCAUUGCCCAUAGUCAAGACUAAACAUCACAUCUACAAGUUUGAGCCCAUGAUCACACCCAGGAAUGAAAGCAUGGUUCAUCACAUUCUGGUUUAUGCCUGUGGCAAUGCAAGCGUGCUGCCCACUGGUGUCAGUGACUGCUACGGAGCUGAUCCCGAUUUUGCCCUGUGCUCCCAGAUUGUUGUGGGUUGGGCUGUAGGAGGAGGGUCCUACAUGUUUCCCGAUGAAACUGGAGUCUCCAUAGGUACACCGUUGGAUGCACAGUGGAUCCGGUUAGAAGUCCACUACAGCAAUUUUGAUUUAAUUCCAAACCUAAUUGACAACUCAGGGAUACGACUCUACUAUACUCCGGAGCUGCGUCCAUAUGACAUGGGGGUGCUACAGACUGGAGUCUUCACCUUUCCUAUCCAUUUCCUUCCACCUGGAGCAGAUUCUUUCAAUUCCUACGGGGUCUGCAAUACCAGUCAGUUUCAUGAGAUGAAUGGGACUCCAGUGCCCGAUAUGAAUGUCUUUGGCUUCUUGCUGCACACUCACUUGGCUGGAAGAGGAGUGAGAGGCGUCCACUAUCGGAAUGGAAAGCAGUUGGGAAUCCUCUGUGAAGACAAUAAAUAUGAUUUCAAUCUCCAGGAGACAAGAGGGUUGAAGAACGUCAUUGUUUUCAAGCCUGGAGAUGAGUUCCUGGUGGAAUGCCGUUACCAAACUUUGGAUCGGAGAGAACUGACCUUUGGAGGGCCAAGUACCUUGAAUGAAAUGUGUCUGGCAUUUCUCUUCUACUACCCACGCAACAACAUCUCCAGCUGCAUGGGAUAUCCCAAUAUUCAACAUGUUGCCCAAGAACUAGGUCAGGAAGCUGCAGAUGCCAUGGAAGGAAUGAUGGCCAUUAACAUGGUGGAAUGGAACAACGUUAGCAUCAAGAAAGCAGAGAAGGCAUGCAAGGAGGCAGAUCAGAUUAUCCUCAUUAAAACAAUUGAUGAGCUGGUGAGAAAUGAAACGGGCUUCGUUCGAGAUAUUAUUGACACUGAGACACCCCCCUGCAAGGACAUGUCCAGAAAUACACCUGCGCCUCCACCACCAGAAAGGCAUGCCAGGUACCUGGCAGCGACCACGGUGGCUUCCAAAGCUCCCAGUGCAAAGAGCAACUGGCCACUCUCUGCCCUGCUCUUCAGCCACUUGGGCUUUACUUGGCUUCUUACCUCUCCUCUGGGUAGACUCUGAGCAUGAGAUACCAGUUAGCGCUUGUAGGCUCUCAUUAACAUAGGGAAGCUUUGGUGGCUGCUGUCACACCAUUACCUUUCUUAGAUCUCAGUGGCAUGGUGGAAUGGGAAUUUCUUCCCUGUCAUAUUUUCAGGGCUGUGCAAAUAAAGGCAGUGAUGUAGUUGCAAAUUCAGAAGUGCAGGCGCUCUCCAUGGCAGCCCCCAUUGCCACACCUAACCCGACAGCCGCGCUCCAUGGCCAUGCCCAUCCUGAUGGCCAUGCCCCUCACUUAGAUAGAUGCAACAACUUGGAGGGUUCUGCUUCAAGAA